Paramecium pentaurelia is the source of this 847-nucleotide messenger RNA. The record is from the annotation of a GenBank genome assembly. NCBI's taxonomy places the organism in Eukaryota, Ciliophora, Oligohymenophorea, Peniculida, Parameciidae.
AUGAAUACAAUUGAUGAACUAAGAAAAGCCAAGUUUCCACAAAAAUUAGAAUAAUUUGUAUUAAAAAAGAGAAGAGCAAAAACAAAGUUGAAUGAAUAUCAAAUUAGAAAACAAAGUAUUAGAUGUUAAUAUAAAGAAUAAUAAAUAUAUAUUCCUUAAGCCAAUAAAGAGUAGAUUUGUACAUUAUGUCAAUCUAUUUAUGUGGAUUAUGUAACAACAAUUUGUGAACACAGCUUCUGUUAAAAAUGCUUACUUGAACAUCUACUUAAAUGUCGUGUAUAAUGAUUUAAGUAUCAAUAGAAAAAAUGUCCAACUUGUAAAAGAGAGUUCAAAGGUGAUUUUGCUUUUCCUUGUCUUUCUAUUGAUCAUUGGAUAGGGAUUGCUUAAAAGAAUAAUAUAGAUUAUGAACUUAAAUUAAAAGAAAUAGAUUUAUGGAAAGAGAAAGGAAAAGUCAAAGAGUUUACAAUAGGAAUGAAAUUGGAUAUUUUAGAUACUGUUUUUAUUUGGUGUGAAGGUGAAGUAUAAGAGAUUAGAUAUGGAAAAAAUGAUUAACCUAAAUAGGUGUUAGUCCAUUAUCUUGGUUGGAAUAAAGUUUAUGAUGAAUUAAUAGAUGUAGAUAGUUUCAGAUUGGCUCCUUAAGGAACUAAUACUAAAUAAAAGAGUAUAUCAUUAUAUUAAAUUAGAUGUUCUAUAAUACUAAUAAUCUAAUGUAGAGACAUUAUAAAGAAGUUUAAAUCUGAGAGAGAAUGGUAAUUAAGAAAUUAGAUCAUUAAGAAAUCAAUUAUUAAUGAGAUUAGCUGGUUAAUUGUCUUCUUUGAGAAAUGAUAUUUCAAAUAAUUAAAAUUGA